CCUGGGGUGGGCGGAUCGGGCUGUGCGGCGGCGGUCCCGGCGCGGCGGGAUGGCGCUGCCGCAGCAGUGCGAGGCCGUGUUCGGCACGGCGGACCUGUACGGCGCGCUGGGCGUGCGGCGGGAGGCGUCCCCGCAGGAGAUCCGCCGCGGGUACCACCGCGCCUCGCUGCGCCUGCACCCCGACCGCGUCCCGGCCGAGCAGAAGGAGGAGGCCACGCGCCGCUUCCAGAUCCUGGGCAAGGUGUACGCGGUGCUGAGCGACGCCAAACAACGUGCCCUGUACGACGAGACCGGCACGGUGGAUGAGGAUGCUGAGGUGCUGCAGGGAGACAGGGACUGGCUGGAGUACUGGCAGCUGCUCUUCAAGCUCACCGUAAAAGACAUCGAGGACUUCCAGAACAGCUACAAAAACUCAGAGGAAGAGCUGGAGGAUGUGAAGGCAGCGUACCUGAACUUCAAGGGUGACAUGAAUCGGAUCAUGCAGUCCGUGAUGUGCGUGGACUACACGGACGAGCCGAGGAUCCAGGCAAUGAUCGAGCGAGCCAUCGACUCUGGGGAGCUCCCGUCCUACCAGGCCUUCGUGAGGGAGUCAAAGCAGAAAAAGAUGUCCAGGAGAAGGCGGGCAGAAAAAGAAGCUAAAGAGGCAAAAAAGACUAAAGAUGAACUGGGCCUUGGUGAAGAAAAUGACUUGCAAGCGCUGAUUCAACGCCGAAGCAAGGAUCGAGAAAGGGAAAUGGAUGACUUCUUUGCCCAGCUGGAAGCAAAAUAUGGGAAUAAUGCCAAGAAAGGAGGAAAGAAAACUGCAGCCAAGAAGAGGAAGACAUAAGGAACGAUGUAGGCUGAAGUACCGGGUUUCAUUUUGUAUGGAAACGUGGAUUUGGGAGAACUUGGGAUUGUUUCUGGGCUCCUGUUCUGGGCUGUGUGCACUGACUGGCUGUGACUGGGAGGCAUGACAAGGCAGACAAAGCAUUCCUGUGCUACUGCUUCAAACCCUUUGGGUGCUCUUCAGUUGAGAUCCACGUGUGCUGUUCACACAGUUCUUCCCUAACGAGCCUCCUGCUGUUUUUAAAGGUCUUUGCACAUCAGCUCAACAGGUGUUUUUCAGAUAUUCCAGUAGUUUUAUAUAGUUUGGAAAAUUGCAGAUUUAAUAAAUGAGAAGGUUUUUUUUCAGA
Molecule: messenger RNA, 1172 nt
Organism: Chiroxiphia lanceolata (lance-tailed manakin)
Lineage: Eukaryota; Metazoa; Chordata; Aves; Passeriformes; Pipridae
Gene: DNAJC9
Product: DnaJ heat shock protein family (Hsp40) member C9
Exons: 5
Coding region: 50-826 (258 amino acids)
Cellular component (GO): cytoplasm; nucleus
Molecular function (GO): heat shock protein binding
Source: RefSeq, a predicted model, not a curated record